Molecule: messenger RNA, 8312 nt
Organism: Falco peregrinus (peregrine falcon)
Lineage: Eukaryota; Metazoa; Chordata; Aves; Falconiformes; Falconidae
Gene: SIPA1L1
Product: signal induced proliferation associated 1 like 1
Exons: 26
Coding region: 1006-6363 (1785 amino acids)
Biological process (GO): activation of GTPase activity; regulation of small GTPase mediated signal transduction
Cellular component (GO): cytoplasm
Molecular function (GO): protein binding; GTPase activator activity
Source: RefSeq, a predicted model, not a curated record
GAGCGGGCGGCGGGGUGAGCUCAUCCCGGGCGCGGGCGGGGAGCGCCGCGCAGAGCCCAGCCCAGCUGAGGCGAGCGGAGCCGCCGGCAGCCGCCGCGGCAACUUUGUUGGGAAAGGCAGCUCCGAGCGGGAGCGGCGCGGCCGGCGCCCGGCGGGAGGGCGGACGGAGGCGGCGGUGAGUGGCGGCGGCGCGGCCCGCUCCGCGGGCGCAGUGCCGCUCGGCGGCGGUGGCGGCUCCCCGCGCUGCCCGUCCCUGCGGAGGCGGAGGGCGCCGUGCGGCGGGGGGCGCGCUCCCCGCGGGCCCGGGAGCGGCGCGCUGCUCGCCUUCAAGGCUCAAUAAACAACUUGUUUCUUGUUGGGCGCUGUGAAAACCAUUCUUUGGACUUGACCAGAUAUUAACUCUGACAGGAAUGAAAGUCUGAAGAUUUUUGUGAACCUACAACUAUCUAAAGGAAUUGAUGAGCAGGCUCUCUGCAUGACAGACUGCUUCUGUGAAUGCAUUCCAACAGGUUUCACUGCUAUAAUUCAUCUGAAGUUGGUUGUGACAGCCAUGGGGAGUUUUUGCUAAAGCUGUGUGCGCCUGCCUUCUCAGGAAUUUGGAUAGCUGCUGCAUCUUUGAAGAGAGAUUUUUCUGUGCCCUUCUUCAAAUGCCUGUGAAAUUUCCAAGAGGAACCAUCUUUCUGCUUAAAAGAAGCAUAAGCGAUUGGAUUACAACACUGACAUUUCAGGGUGCAAGUGAUGUUAAAACAGUUUGAAUGUAUCGGAGCAUGGCUGCUACUUAAAAUGCAAAACUUAAAGGAAAUUAUUGUUUAUCAAAACAUACUGAAUAUCUGAGUUUUAUAGACAUCCUGCAUUUAACAGUGUCCUUAAAUGUCCAUGAUUAAGAUCUCAUGCAACCGUUGUAUAUUUUGGAGACUAUUCUCCAAAAGAGAACUGUGUAUUUAAAAAGCAGAAAUGACUGUGAUUUCUCUUGGAACUUACUAAGAUUGAACAUCCUGAAAGAUCAUGACCAGCUUGAAGCGGUCCCAGACCGAAAGGGCUGUUGCCACUGGGGUAUCAGUUGGAACAGAUGGCACCUCAAAAGUCCACUCGGAUGAUUUUUAUAUGAGGCGAUUUAGGUCACAGAAUGGCAGCUUAGGAUCUGCAGUGAUGGCACCCGUUGGACCUCCUCGCAAUGAAAGUUCCCAUCACGUUACGUCUACCCCUGGAGUCCCUAAAAUGGGGGUUAGGGCAAGGAUUGCUGAUUGGCCCCCAAGGAAGGAGAACAUCAAGGAAACAAGCAGAUCUAGUCAAGAUAUUGAAACAUCAAGUUGCCUCGACAGCAUGUCUUCUAAAAGCAGUCCUGGGAGUCAGGGAAGCUCUGUUAACCUGAAUGCUAGUGAUUCUGUCAUGUUAAAGAGCAUCCAGAGCACACUUAAAAAUAAGACCAGACAAUCUGAGAAUCUAGACUCCAGGUUUCUUACACCUGAUGGCUAUCCCAGUUCCCCAAGGAAAGCUCUUCGCAGAAUAAGACAGCGCAGCAACAGCGAUAUUACCAUAAGUGAGCUUGAUGUGGAUAGUUUUGAUGAAUGUAUUUCACCCACUUUUAAAUCUGGACCAUCUCUGCACAGGGAGUAUGGCAGCACAUCUUCCAUAGAUAAACAGGGAACUUCAGGGGAAAGUUUUUUUGACUUAUUGAAGGGCUAUAAAGAUGAAAAGUCUGAUCAGAGAAGCCCAACCACAACUAAGCUUAGUGAACUCCUGAUUGCCAGUGGAAGCAAAGGUUCAGGAUUCUCUCUAGAUGUGAUAGAUGGGCCUAUUACUCAAAGGGAAAACCUGAGACUCUUUAAGGAAAGGGAGAAGCCACUCAAGAGACGCUCAAAAUCAGAGACAGGAGAUUCAUCCAUUUUUCGUAAGCUGCGCAAUGCCAAAGGGGAAGGGGAGCUUGGGAAGUCUUCAGAUCUUGAAGAUAACAGGUCAGAAGAUAGCAUCAAGCCUUGGACUUGUCCAAAGUGUUUUGCUCAUUAUGAUGUACAGAGUAUUUUAUUUGAUUUAAAUGAAGCAGCAAUCAACAGGCAUAAUGUUAUUAAAAGAAGGAACACAACCACAGGUGCAUCUGCUGCUGCUGUAGCAUCACUUGUCUCUGGACCCUUGUCUCAUUCUGCAAGUUUCAAUUCUCCAAUGGGCAGCACUGAAGACCUGAAUUCAAAAGGAAGUCUCAAUAUGGAUCAGGGAGAUGAUAAAAGCAAUGAACUUGUGAUGAGUUGUCCUUAUUUUCGUAAUGAGAUUGGUGGGGAAGGGGAGAGGAAGAUCAGCCUUUCCAAAUCUAACUCUGGUUCCUUCAGUGGAUGUGAAAGUGCCUCGUUUGAGUCGACUCUGAGUUCUCAUUGCACGAAUGCUGGAGUAGCGGUUUUGGAAGUUCCCAAGGAGAAUCUGAUUUUACAUCUAGACAGAGUGAAAAGAUACAUUGUUGAACAUGUAGACCUUGGUGCAUAUUAUUACCGAAAAUUCUUCUAUCAGAAAGAACACUGGAACUAUUUUGGGGCAGAUGAGAACCUGGGUCCAGUAGCUGUGAGUAUAAGAAGAGAGAAACCAGAGGAAAUCAAAGAAAAUGGACCUCAAUACAACUACCGGAUCAUAUUCAGAACCAGUGAGCUUAUGACAUUAAGAGGCUCUGUGCUGGAAGAUGCUAUCCCUUCAACUGCAAAGCAUUGCACAGCCAGGGGACUUCCCCUAAAAGAAGUGCUGGAGUAUGUGGUUCCUGAGCUGAAUAUCCAUUGCCUAAGGCUGGCUUUUAACACUCCAAAAGUCACAGAACAGCUUAUGAAGCUGGAUGAACAAGGGUUAAGUUACCAACUGAAGGUGGGUAUCAUGUACUGCAAAGCUGGGCAAAGCACAGAGGAAGAAAUGUAUAAUAAUGAAUCAGCAGGUCCAGCCUUUGAAGAGUUUCUUCAGCUGUUGGGAGAACGUGUUCGACUCAAGGGGUUUGAAAAGUAUCGUGCUCAGCUGGAUACGAAGACUGAUUCAACGGGUACUCACUCCCUAUACACAACAUAUAAGGACUAUGAAAUCAUGUUCCACGUUUCUACUAUGUUGCCAUAUACUCCAAACAACAAGCAACAGCUUCUGAGAAAACGACAUAUCGGAAAUGAUAUUGUGACAAUAGUUUUCCAGGAGCCUGGAGCACAGCCAUUCAGCCCAAAGAACAUUCGAUCACACUUCCAGCAUGUCUUUGUUAUUGUAAGAGUGCACAGUCCCUGUACUGACAGCGUUUGUUACAGUGUUGCUGUGACAAGAUCAAGAGAUGUACCAUCCUUUGGACCACCUAUUCCAAAAGGUGUCACGUUUCCUAAAUCAAAUGUGUUCAGGGACUUCUUACUAGCCAAAGUCAUUAAUGCAGAGAAUGCUGCUCAUAAAUCAGAAAAGUUUCGUGCGAUGGCCACCAGGACCCGUCAAGAGUACUUGAAAGACUUGGCAGAGAAGAAUGUCACCAACACACCUAUUGACCCUUCUGGCAAGUUCCCCUUCAUCUCACUUGCUUCAAAAAAGAAAGAAAAGUCCAAGCCUUAUCCAGGAGCAGAGAUCUAUAGUUCUGGUGCUAUUGUAUGGAGUGUCCAUGCAAAAGACUACAGCAAGGGUAUGGAAAUAGACUGUCUCCUAGGCAUCUCUAAUGAGUUUGUAGUCCUCAUUGAACAGGACACGAAAAGUGUGGUAUUCAAUUGCUCCUGUCGCGAUGUGAUAGGGUGGACUUCAACAGACACAAAUAUAAAAGUAUUCUACGAGAGGGGUGAAUGUGUUUCUUUGGAGAGCUUCAUCAGCAACGUUGAUGACAUCAAAGAGAUCGUCAAAAGACUGGAGCUUGUGACUAAGGGCUGUGAAACAGUGGAGAUGACUCUGCGUAGGAAUGGUCUAGGUCAGCUUGGUUUCCACGUAAACUAUGAAGGCAUUGUGGCAGAUGUUGAGCCCUAUGGCUAUGCAUGGCAGGCAGGACUGCGACAAGGCAGCCGGCUGGUAGAAAUCUGCAAGGUGGCUGUAGCCACUCUGAGCCAUGAGCAAAUGAUUGAUCUUCUGAGAACAUCAGUAACAGUGAAGGUCGUCAUUGUCCCUCCGUAUGAGGACUGCACACCACGCAGGAGUUCUUCAGAAAACUACCGUAUGCCAGUGAUGGAAUACAAAGUGAAUGAAGGAAUGCCGUAUGAAUUUAAAUUUCCCUUCAGAAAUAAUAACAAAUGGCAGCGAAAUGCAAGCAAAGGACAGGGACCUCAUGUGGCUCAGGUACCAUCCCAAAUACAAAGUCCAGUAACAUCUAGGAUUGGAUCUGGGAAAGGAGAAGGGAAAAUGCCACCCCCAGAACGAGCAGCCAACAUCCCCCGAAGCAUCUCUAGUGAUGGACGCCCAUUGGAGAGCCGGAGGUUGUCUCCCGGUUCUGAUGUCUACAUCACAGUUUCAUCCAUUGCCUUAGCAAGAUCGCAACAGUGCCGUAAUUCUCCAAGCAACUUAUCAUCCUCAAGUGAGACUGGCUCUGGUGGGGGCACAUACAGACAAAAAUCUAUGCCAGAAGGGUUUGGAAUUAGCCGUAGAUCCCCUGCUUCCAUUGACAGGCAGAAUACGCAAUCAGAUACGGGUGGUAGCGGCAAAUCCACACCCAGCUGGCAAAGAAGUGAGGAUAGUAUCGCUGACCAGAUGGAACCAACAUGCCAUCUCCCAGCAGUAUCAAAAGUACUGCCGUCCUUCAGAGAAAGCCCCAGUGGAAGACUGAUGAGACAGGAUCCUGUGGUUCACUUGUCUCCAAAUAAGCAGGGUCAUUCUGACAGCCACUACUCCAGCCAUUCCAGCAGCAAUACUCUCUCCAGCAAUGCCUCCAGUGCUCACAGUGAUGAGAAAUGGUAUGACAGUGGAGAGCGCACUGAAUCAGAGCUGAACAGCUACAACUACCUUCAAGGGACUUCAGCUGAUAGUGGCAUAGACACCACUUCCUACGGACCUAGCCAUGGCAGCACUGCCUCUCUGGGAGCAGCAACAUCUCCCCGUACAGGGCUAACAAAGGAGAAAGUGGCACCACUGUGGCAUAGCUCCAGCGAAGUGGUCUCCAUUGCAGACAGGACAUUAGAAAAAGAGAGCCACAUGGACCGAAAGACUGAGUCUUCACUGAGCCUGGAUAUUCACAGCAAGAGUCAACCAGCCUCCAACCCUCUAACGAGGGAGAAUAGUGCUUAUAGUCUUAGUGAUGCUGUCUCACAUACAAGUACCGUGAGUUCACGACACUCUGCCAGCCCGGUCGUUUUCACCAGUGCCAGAAGCUCACCCAAAGAAGAGCUUCAUUCUGCUACUUCUCCCCAGCUUGCACCUUCUUUCUCCUCCUCCUCUUCCUCCACUUCUGGUCCUAGGACUUUCUACCCUCGCCAGGGUGCUACUAGCAAGUAUCUGAUCGGAUGGAAAAAGCCAGAAGGGACAAUAAACUCAGUGGGGUUUAUGGAUUCAAGAAAACGUCACCAGAGUGAUGGCAAUGAAAUGGCCCACCCUCGGCUGCGUGCUUCAGCAAGAGAUCUACGAGCAUCACCGAAACGAGCAUCCAAGUCCACCGUUGAAGAAGAGCUGAAGAAAUUGAUAGAUCUUGAUAGCCCAACACCUGAAUCCCAGAAGAAUUUUAAGUCACACACUCUGUCCUGUCAGUCUCCCUUUCCCAGCACUCCUACCACAAGGCGUGCCUUGCAAAGGACUUUGUCAGAUGAGAGUAUAUACAGUGGUCAAAGGGACCACUUCUUCGCCUCACGGGCCUCACUCUUGGACCAAGCCAUGCCAAACGAUGUACUGUUCACCAGCACGUACCCUUCUCUCCCAAAGUCGCUGCCGUUACGGAGACCAUCAUAUACUUUGGGAAUGAAAUCACUACAUGGGGAAUUUUCUGCCUCAGACAGUUCCCUCACAGAUAUCCAGGAGCAAAGACGGCAGCCCAUGCCAGACCCUGGUCUUAUGCCAUUGCCUGAUUCUGCCUCUGAUCUGGACUGGUCAAACUUGGUAGAUGCUGCCAAAGCCUUUGAAGUUCAGCGAGCUUCAUUCUUUGCUGCUGCUGAUGAAAAUCACAGACCUGUGAGCGCUGCCUCCAGUAGUGAUCAGGCUGAGGACCAGCUUACUGCACAGAUAAAGCCUUAUACAGGUAAAGAAUCCCCUCCAACUCUCGCCUCUAAAGUGGACCAACUGGAAGGUUUGCUGAAGAUGCUGCAAGAGGAUUUAAGGAAGGAAAAAGAGGACAAGGCCAGUCUUCAGGCUGAAGUGCAACAUUUGCGGGAAGACAACUUGAGGUUACAGGAGGAAUCCCAGAAUGCAACCGAGAAACUGAAGAAAUUCACCGAAUGGGUUUUCAACACAAUUGAUAUGAACUGAGAACAGUGUACGGGGAAGGAAACUAUCUGUUACAAAUAUUAUUACUGGGACUUAAGCUUUAAUGCCACCUUAAUCAUGACAUGUGAAAGUAUAGUCGGAGCACUUCCCUGUCCUUCAUCCUCCAAUAACCCCUUUUUGCAUCUCUGCGCGCACUCAGAACAAUUGCAGAUCAACAAUCAAUGUCUGCCUUUUGUAGAAAAAACAAAGUAAAUAAUUUUAAAAAGGUAAAAUAAAAGUUUAACUGCUAAAAUGUGAAUGUCUAUUUUUUGCACAUGGUCUCUUUAUCUGUUAUGUACAAAAUGAUUUGGAGGCAGGAUCAGGCUUGCUGUUCCAUCUGCCUCUGUUUCCAUUAACUCCUUUCUCUCUGUUUCAGGUAAUCUGCUUUUCCUUGCAGCUUUGGCAAAUAUUAUGACAUCUAGAAAAUUAGAAAGAAAUGUUUAUUUUACUGCUGUUCUUACAUUGUUUUCUGAAGUAUGCCACAGACAAGGGGAUGUAAUGCAAUGUUUUAGGUGUCUCCUUAGCAAUUUGCGCUUGAUUGCUAGUGCUACCUUCCCAUACAUUACAGAGAACACUUGUCCAUAGUGUAUGGUACAGUACAACCAGCAUCAUAACAUUUGGAGAGAAACUAGAGAUGUGGGCCGUCGGUGAGGCAUAUUAUCACACAUCUAUUGCAUUAGCAUUUCUGGUAGCCUUUGUUUCCUGUGGAAACAAUGGCUGCAAGUACUUCUACGAACAGCAAAACUAGGCAUGCUGCAGUUCAUACCAUAUCAGGCAGGCUGAGAGAUAACUGAGUACGGUUGCUGUACUGCUUAAGUAUAGUCCCCUUCCCUUCCAGGGGAAUCUGUUGCUUGCAUAUGUGCAGAAGACUUAGGCUGAAGUUGUAAAGAGAUAAAGAUUUCUUUCCCCUCAACUGUUUCCAUGAAAAUCCACGUAAACCAUCUCUGUGCACCUGCCCUCCCAUUCCAUUUCUCUGGACCUCUCAAAUCACAACAGAUUUGAGAAAUAUUUAUUCAACUUGUUUUAUUACCCGAGAGGUCUGAUAAAUCCUUUGCUAUCAAAGACAGAGGAAUAGGUAAAGGUGAAUUAGAGAAGUGUAUUUUUCAAAGCACUGGGACAGGAUUGGAGUUCUGAAAUCCCCAGUCCCCAGUCAUGUCUAGCAUGAGAUUUCCCAAAUUUCCUCAUGCCAGGAAAGUUAAUUAGUUGUUCUCUGAAGGACCGGCUAACUUGCCACAACAUGUUACCUCUCCAGAAAAUACCUUUUAGGUGUCAGAAUAUGACUUUCAAGCGCCGCAGUCUGCACAGGCAUUGAACUGUGCAGUGUGCUUGGAAACCUUUUCUACUCCCUUCUGAGGAUACAGUUAUUGCAUUAAUAAAUAUUUCCUUGCAUAAAGUGCAGUAUAUUUGGGGGUUAGUUUCAAGAGCAUCCACUCCCUCCCCUUCCCCAUUCUCAAAUAGACAGAUUAAAAUCAUCAGGCAUGGUCUUGUCACAGAAACUUCCAUGCUCUUCUCAAAUCCCUUUUUCAUGCUCUUUAAUCUUGCUCCACGCAAGUACGCACUACACUUCAACCUCAAACUUCAUUUGUGAUGCUAAUCCCCAUGGAGUUCUUCUCUAAUGUUUUGUCAUGGAAAUGGAUCUCUUUGGAACUAUUUCUGGAGUGCUUUUGUAAAGGUUUAGAAUGUCUUGGGUUUUUUAACGACUUGUAUGAAGGAGAUUUAUAUAAUGCCUGAUGUUAUUUGUAAAUGGGAAAUAUUGCUAACAUCUCUGAGCAUCCUGAAGUCUUGCUUUUAUUCUCUUAUUUUUAAGUUUGGUUUUUAUUUUAUUUCAAAAAAUAUUUUGGGACUUGGGGCAGACUAUUUAUUAGAGUUUUGCAACAGAGUUCUUGUAUGAUGCCACUGAAGGCUACUUGUAAAAUUCUGACAAUAAAACUCAUUUUAAAGGCUCUUCUAAA